Molecule: messenger RNA, 376 nt
Organism: Paramuricea clavata
Lineage: Eukaryota; Metazoa; Cnidaria; Anthozoa; Malacalcyonacea; Plexauridae
Source: the annotation of a GenBank genome assembly
GGGAGAAUGGAUUCCAAUACAUAAAAAAGAUGAUCCCUUAUCAAAGGAAAACUACAGACCGGUUACUAUAUUGAUCGCUGUUGAUAAAGUGCUCGAACAGCUUCUAUGCAAGCAACUAUGUGAAUUAACAGAUAAGAUCUUUGAUGAUUUUAUGUCCGCGUAUAGAAAAUCGUAUAGUUGCGAGACCACUCUAAUUCGUCUAGUGGAAGACUGGAAACAUGACCACAAUAAAGCCGUAGGAGUCUUAUCAUCAGAUAUGAGUAAAGCUUUCGAUUCCAUGUAUCCACCAUUGCUGCUCUCCAAACUUCGAGCAUAUGGUAUGUCAAAUAGUUCCUUGGCAAUCCUGGAAUCAUACUUUAAGGAGCGUAAAAACAGG